CCCAGCCGCACCUGCAGGCCUGUGCCCCGCCCCCGGGGCUCGGCCCCUCCCCCUGGAGGCCGGCUCGGGUCUGUGCGGCUCCCACCAGGGUCCCCGGCGGGGGGCGGGGUGGGGUGAGGGGCAGGAAACGGAAGCUGUGGGCCGCGCGAGUGCAGUCUUCACUCGGCGCGGCUGGAGGCGGUGGUGGGUACCCCGCGCGGCGACAGCUGACGAUGGGCCCGGCCGUCGGGGGGCUCGGGCUGCUGCUGGCGCUGCCGGGAGCCCUGGGCUCGGACUCCAGUGCUCAGGAGAGGGCGGACCAGGCGCCCGUGAUCGCGGUGCUGCUGGUGCUGCUGCUGCUGCUGCUGGCGGGGCUGGCGCUGGCCUGGCGCCGCCUCAGCCGGGACUCGGGCGGCUACUACCACCCGGCCCGCCUGGGCGCCGCGCUCUGGGGCCGCGCCUGCCGCCUGCUCCAGGCCAGCCCCCCGGGCCGCUGGCUGCAGGCGCGGCUGGACCCCGAGCGCCAGGAGGAGGAGCCGGCGGGGGGCGAGUGCGGCUGGGAGCCCGCGGCCGACCUGGAGGAGCAGCGGGACGCGGAGGAACCCAGCCCGCAGCGGGUCCUGAUGCCGGCCGAGGACAGCGACCAGGAGCACGACGCGGACGCGGACAUGCAGGGGCCGGCGGGCGCGGGGGGCAGCUCGGAGGCCCUGCUGAGCGGCCUGCAGGCCUUCGCCGGCAGCGCGGCCUGGGACGACGGCGCGGGCGCGGCGGGCGCCCAGGGCCUGCACGUCACCGCGCUGUAGGGGCGGCCCCUGCCCGCCCUCCGGCCGUGCGCCCCCCCAGAGCCCCCACCCCAUCUUCAAGCGUGUGCCCCGCCCCUCCCGCGCAGACCCCCGCAGCCGUACACAGCCCCCGAAAUAAAAGCCGCCAGCC
Molecule: messenger RNA, 912 nt
Organism: Sorex araneus (European shrew)
Lineage: Eukaryota; Metazoa; Chordata; Mammalia; Eulipotyphla; Soricidae
Gene: PTPRCAP
Product: protein tyrosine phosphatase receptor type C associated protein
Exons: 2
Coding region: 213-782 (189 amino acids)
Cellular component (GO): plasma membrane
Source: RefSeq, a predicted model, not a curated record